Molecule: messenger RNA, 506 nt
Organism: Rotaria sp. Silwood2
Lineage: Eukaryota; Metazoa; Rotifera; Eurotatoria; Philodinida; Philodinidae
Source: the annotation of a GenBank genome assembly
AGUUGAGUGAAACAUUUAAAAAUUAAUAUGAAAAUACAGAAUUUCGACAGUAAUUUACUAAGACUACAAACUCUUUUCUAUAUCUAGAGUGAUUUGUCGAUUCGAAGACUUCUCUGGUCGUUUAGAUUUUGAUCAUAAUAUGCUUAUUUACAAAUACAAGCUUGUUUAUGUUUAUCGACGGUUAAUUUCUUUUUUUAAAUAAAAGACAAAUUAUUAAAUUUGUGAUGAUAAUUAUUUUUUCAUUUCUUCGAAUUUUUCGUUUCCUUAUUGAGCUAGAAGAAGGAUGAAUUUUGAUGUUUGAAUGAUCGAUGCAUUUUACAAAAAUGGUUUGAAAACAAUGUUCAAUAGAAUCCAAAAAUUUAUAUAAAUCUUUUUUUUUUGUUAAUUUUAGACUAUGUGAUGAUGAUCAGGAUAGAGAUGAUACACUAACUUCUCGAACAUUUUCAAAUGGAUACUUUAAAUGUUCAUCUGAUCAUUGUAUAAAUAAUACAAGUCGUGGUGACUAA